Staurois parvus is the source of this 342-nucleotide messenger RNA. NCBI's taxonomy places the organism in Eukaryota, Metazoa, Chordata, Amphibia, Anura, Ranidae. The record is from the annotation of a GenBank genome assembly.
ACAAAAGAGCCCAGUAACUCUACUAGCAAAAAUCCAUUUGGAGUAAACCAGCCAUUCAGUCUCCCCAAGAUGAAGACUGGUUCUAUGUUAAACAUGCCUAAAGAUGUCCUUCAGAAACUAGCUGCAAUGUCAACCCUGAAUCCUAAUGCACCCAGGAACUCGAGGAACUUUGUUUUUCAGACUGUUUCUCCACAAAAGCAAGCUGGAUCAGCAGAGAAACCUAAAUCUAAGGUAAGAAAGAAUAUUAGUGCUGUUUCUUCUUCUCCUAAACGUUUCAAAUCGAACAGCUCCACUUCUACCAACAGCAAGAGCCGCAGUAUUUUCCCUCUCUUAGAAAACUAG